AAAAAAGGAAAAAGGAAAAGAAAAAAAGAAAAAGCAAAAUAAGAGAUAUAGGAAGUGCCUUCAUAUGUAUUUUUCCACAGUUUAAAAUUUUCAUAAAAUCAUAACUCUCUGACUUUAUGUAGAAAGGAUAUCACACUGGAAUGAACAUGUAGCUUUUUCUUGAUGUAAUCCAUCCAAUGGGAGCACAAUUCUGGCACAUAGGCUGUCUAGAAUUUGAAAGAAAUCAAAUAAUUCAUUUUGUUUUGCUGAGAAAAUUUUAAGAAAUCACGUGGCAAUGUGUUAUUAUUAUUACAAGAUGACUGAUCACUAUUAUGUCUUCUUUCACUUCUCAAUUUCCCUCAGAGCACCCCACCCAGACUACACCCAGACUAUCGGCUCUGGAGGGUGGGGACCAUGUCUGGGUUGUUUACUGAGGCAUUUCAUAAUUUGGUACAUAGAGACCAAUAAUACUCCUUUGAAUGAAGAAAUUAAUAAUUAUCAUUGCGUGAUAUUGUGAUUACAUCAUUUCCUCCCAAUUUCCAAACUCCUAAUAGAACAGAGAAUAGAUCAAUUGUAGCAAUUCGUUUCGAAGUAAAGACAACGCAUGGUGGCGCUGCAGGCUAAGGCUUCAAAAAAAAGGGAAAGGAAAAAGCCCAUGAAAUGCUACCAGCUACUUCAGACCUCUUUCAGCCUAAGAGGAAAGCCUAAUAGCAGAGUACGGACCAGUGUCUCCGGAGAAUGCUAUUCUCCUACAUUUCCGGACAGGUUAUCAACGGACAGAUCGAUCACUGCCUCUGUCCCAUCGCCCCCUGAAGUAGCUCUGACUCCGGUUCCUUGAAAGGGGCGUGUACAGAAGUAAAGAUGGAGCCUGCAGGGGAGCGCUUUCCUGAACAAAGGCAAGUCCUGAUUCUCCUUCUUUUACUGGAAGUGACUCUGGCAGGCUGGGAACCCCGUCGCUAUUCUGUGAUGGAGGAAACAGAGAGAGGUUCUUUUGUGGCCAACCUGGCCAAUGACCUAGGGCUGGGAGUUGGGGAGCUAGCCGAGCGGGGAGCCCGGGUAGUUUCUGAGGAUAACGAACAAGGCUUGCAGAUUGAUCUGCAGACCGGGCAGUUGAUAUUAAAUGAGAAGCUGGACCGGGAGAAGCUGUGUGGCCCUACCGAGCCCUGUAUAAUGCAUUUCCAAGUGUUACUGAAAAAACCUUUGGAAGUGUUUCGAGCUGAACUACUAGUGACAGACAUAAACGAUCAUUCUCCUGAGUUUCCUGAAAGAGAAAUGACCCUGAAAAUCCCAGAAACUAGCUCCCUUGGGACUGUGUUUCCUCUGAAAAAAGCUCGGGACUUGGACGUGGGCAGCAAUAAUGUUCAAAACUACAAUAUUUCUCCCAAUUCUCAUUUCCAUGUUUCCACUCGCACCCGAGGGGAUGGCAGGAAAUACCCAGAGCUGGUGCUGGACACAGAACUGGAUCGCGAGGAGCAGGCCGAGCUCAGAUUAACCUUGACAGCUGUGGACGGUGGCUCUCCACCCCGAUCCGGCACCGUCCAGAUCCUCAUCUUGGUCUUGGACGUUAAUGACAAUGCCCCGGAAUUUGUGCAGGCGUUCUACGAGGUGCAGGUCCCAGAGAACAGCCCAAUAGGCUUCCUAGUUGUCAAGGUCUCUGCUAGGGAUUUAGACACUGGGACAAAUGGAGAGAUAUCAUACUCCCUUUAUUACAGCUCUCAGGAGAUAAACAAACCUUUUGAGCUAAGCAGCCUUUCAGGAGAAAUUCGACUAAUUAAAAAACUAGAUUUUGAGACAAUGUCUUCGUAUGAUCUAGAGAUAGAGGCAUCUGAUGGGGGGGGACUUUCUGGAAAAUGCUCUGUCUCUGUUAAGGUGCUGGAUGUUAACGAUAACUUCCCGGAACUAAGUAUUUCAUCACUUACCAGCCCUAUUCCCGAGAAUUCUCUAGAGACAGAAGUGGCCUUGUUUAGGAUUAGAGACCGAGACUCUGGGGAAAAUGGAAAAAUGAUUUGCUCAAUUCAGGAUGAUGUUCCUUUUAAGCUAAAACCUUCUGUUGAGAAUUUCUACAGGCUGGUAACAGAAGGGGCGCUGGACAGAGAGACCAGAGCCGAGUACAACAUCACCAUCACCAUUACAGACUUGGGGACCCCAAGGCUGAAAACCGAGCAGAGCAUAACCGUGCUGGUCUCCGACGUCAAUGACAACGCCCCCGCCUUCACCCAAACCUCCUACACCCUGUUCGUCCGCGAGAACAACAGCCCCGCCCUGCACAUCGGCAGCGUCAGCGCCACAGACAGAGACUCAGGCACCAACGCCCAGAUCACCUACUCGCUGCUGCCGCCCCAGGACCCGCACCUGCCCCUCGCCUCCCUAGUCUCUAUUAACACAGACAACGGCCACCUGUUUGCCCUCAUCUCGCUGGACUACGAGGCCCUGCAGGCUUUCGAGUUUCGCGUGGGCGCCACAGACCGCGGCUCCCCGGCGCUGAGCAGCGAGGCGCUGGUGCGCGUGCUGGUGCUGGACGCCAACGACAACUCGCCCUUCGUGCUGUACCCGCUGCAGAACGGCUCCGCGCCCUGCACCGAACUGGUGCCCCGGGUGGCCGAGCCGGGCUACCUGGUGACCAAGGUGGUGGCGGUGGACGGCGACUCGGGCCAGAACGCCUGGCUGUCGUACCAGCUGCUCAAGGCCACGGAGCCCGGGCUGUUCGGCGUGUGGGCGCACAAUGGCGAGGUGCGCACCGCCAGGCUGCUGAGCGAGCGCGACGUGGCCAAGCACAGGCUGGUGGUGCUGGUCAAGGACAAUGGCGAGCCUCCGCGCUCGGCCACCGCCACGCUGCAAGUGCUCCUGGUGGACGGCUUCUCCCAGCCCUACCUGCCUCUCCCGGAGGAGGCCCCGGCCCAGGCCCAGGCCGACUCGCUCACCGUCUACCUGGUGGUGGCGUUGGCCUCGGUGUCGUCGCUCUUCCUCCUCUCGGUGCUCCUGUUCGUGGCGGUGCGGCUGUGCAGGAGGAGCAGGGCGGCCUCGGUGGGUCGCUGCUCGGUGCCCAAGGGCCCCUUUCCAGGGCAUUUGGUGGACGUGAGCGGCUCCGGGACCCUGUCCCAGAGCUACCAGUACAAGGUGUGUCUGACGGGAGGCUCUGAAACUAAUGAUUUCAAGUUCUUGAAGCCUAUAUUCCCCAAUAUUGUGAGCCAGGACUCUAGGAGGAAAUCAGAAUUUCUAGAAUAAUGUAGGUAUCUGAAGCUUUCCUACCGUCUGUUAAUUUUGUCUUCCUCACUUUUCACCUUAGUUUUUUUUUUAACCCUUUAGUAAUCUUGAGUUCUACUUUUUUUAAAAUUUCUACUGUUGCCUUUAGUAAUGUUACUCAUUUCCUUGCUCUGGUUGUUAGACAGUUUUCAAAUUAUUAUAUUAGUAUAAAUAUUUUAUAUCAGGAAAGUUCAUAUUUUUGAAUAAAUUAAUAGUAUUCAUUCCUGAAGGGUAAUAUGAAAGUUAACCCUAUGUAAUAAACAUAACUCUAAUUCUGAAAGUACCUUUCACACUAUAUGACACUUCAUAAGAAUGUAUGAUUUUUGAAGUCAUAUUUUAAGGUUUUUUUUAUAGUUAUUCACACAGCUCUGACUUUUUGACAAAAGUUUGGGGUGUAAUCAUUUCAUAUUUAUCCAUGUGUAAUUUCUUCCAAGCUUCAUAUUUGGAGUUUUGUUUUUUCCAAUAAGGAGCAACAUGGAUAAUUUUAAGCUACUCUUUUCAAGGUCACACUUGUGAGCAUUAGAUUUUCAUUCUAAAACACAUAUGUCAUCUCAUAAAAAUAUAUCUGCAUAAUGUAUUCUUUCUCAUGUAAAUUAACAUAGAAAAGACUAAUGGGUUCUUCCUUAUCUCUAUCUAAUGUUAUGAUCCUAUCGGGGGGACUGGACAGGCUUUUUAAUACCCAGAUUUACUGUGUUUAAGGUGUUCCUAUAAGGCCAAUAGACACUAGGACCAAUUAAUGCAUCUCCUGCAAUUUCCUCUUUCCACAACAGGAAAAUCUUAACUGAGUUCCAAAUUCUGGGCUUAGAGGAGCUUCUGAUGAUACAGUAUGCCAACAUCUACUUGUCUUUGGAUAGUGACAUUGUUCUGAUUCGUAAGGAAUUUGAAAGAAAAUACAUUGUAGAAUUAAUAUUAGUUAACCAAACAAAAUUUAUUAAAGGAUAUGUUGGUGAAGGAGUUGAAUUAUUUGAGGAAAAAACAUCUGCUGUCUCGUCAGGUCUUUUCUGUCUCCAGGAGCUUCUCAACUUUGCAGAUACUCUAGCAUGGUAUUGCAUGCAAAAUAAUGACCGCCAAGAUGUUCCUGCUCUAAUCCCCAGAACCUAUGAAUAUGUUAUACUGCAAAGAAAUUAAGGUUCAAACAGAAUUAAGGUUGCCAAUCAGCUAAACUUAAAAUAGGGAGACUCUCCUAGAUAAUCUGCGUGGGUCUAUUUCAAUCAGUGGAAAGGCCAUAAAAGCAGAAUUGAGUCUUCCCUGAGAUGAAAAAGAAAUUUCGUUUAAGGACAACAGCUUCAGCUUAUGCCCCAGAGUUCCAGCCUGCCCCUCCUAACUGCUUGCUGUACAGAUUUUGGACUUGUCUAGCCGCGUUUCACAACUGAAUAGGUCACUUCCUUGCAAUAAAUUGAUUACUAUACAUCUCCUGCUGCCUGUUUCUCUGGCUGAACUCUAACUAACACAGAUUUUGAUACCUGGAAGUGGGGUGCUACUGUAAUAAACACUUAAAAUGUGCAGGUGGCUUCUGAAUUGGACAGUGGGCAGAGACUGGAAGAACUUUGACAGGCAUGACAGAAAAAGCCUCGCUUGCUUUGGACAGAGUGUUAGCAGAAAUAUGGUUAACAAAUCUGCUAGUAAGGACUUAGAAUGAAGCGAGGAGCAUGGUGGAGAAACAUGUUGCUUAGAGAAUACCUACUUUAAAUAGAUUGCAAGUAGAAAUAUGGAUAUUAAAGUCUCUGCUGGUGAGGGUGCAGAAAUGAGGAAAAUAUUAUUGGAAAUUGAAGAAAAGGGAAUCCUUUUAUAUGGUGGGAGAAAAAUUAGCUGAAUUGCAUCCUGAAGUUAUGUAGAAAGAACUUGUAAGCAAUGAACUUGGGAGAUUUCGCUGAGUUUUUCAGGCAAAGGGUUGAAUGCACAGCCUGUUUUUUUUCUUGCUGCUUAUAGUAAAAUGUGAGAGGGAAAAGAAUGAGAGGAAUUCGAUUGAGAGAAGAACUGUGAAGCAAAAAGGAACCCAGACUUGAUGGUUGGGGAAAUUCUCACCCUAUUCAGACUGCAACAGAUGUUAAAAUCAGGAGAUUCACUGCUAAGGAUGCAUGUUCUGGAGAGAAAGCCACAGACAUAUUAGGACAACCUUUUACUAGUGCCUCGAAAGAAUCAGGUAGUCAAUCAUACAGAAGGCUCUUUGAAGAGACUAGGUACAUGAUAUGGAUAUCUUCAGCCACAUCAGCAGAAGCCAGGAAUAGAGACAUAAUUACUCAGGAAAUAACUUCAAAGGACUCUCUUGUUUAAUAAAUUGAAUCCCUGUGAAAUGCACAGGAAAUAAAGUUAUUAAGAAUGUUUAAUCAGCAGAAACACUGCCAGCUUGAAUUGAAAGGGAUAGAGAGAACUAAUUAAAGGAGGAUGUGGUACCCCCCUCCCCAAAUUCUGUAAGCAAGAAAUAGACUGAUAAAACUGCUUAGCUAAAAACAUGUGCCAAUUCAAAUGAAAAAGGAAGAAUAGUUCAGAGGAUGGAGCCUGAAGUCCAGAGAGUACGGCUCUCAAACUACAGAGGAUUUGUCAGUCCCAAGCCUUGAAAGCAGGAGUUUCCCUGGAUGUAUUGCCACAUUCAUUGGUGCAGGUGAUUUUUUUUUUACUUUUACUUUUUUACACAGUAUUCAGACUAGGUUCCAAGUUGUCUACUUAAGAUGUAUGAGACAUUUGUCAGAGAAGUAGUGAGGUAGGAGAUCAGCAGGACUUAUUUCCCUGUCAGAACAGGACAAAAUGAAGAAAUUGACAGGAACCAGCAGGUGGUGCACAAUUGAAGUUAAAAACCCUGCAGGAAGUAGCAGGUGGUGCUGAAGGCAACCUCUAAUUGCCUCACUGCUCAUUAGCAUAAGAGAUUCCCACCAGCCCCAUGACAAUUUACAAAUAUCAUGGCAACCCAGAAGUUACCGCCCUUUUCCAUGGCAACAACCUAGAAGUUACUGCCCCUUUUUCUAGAAAGUUCUGAAUAACCAGCUCCUCAAUUUGCAUUAACUCACCUCUUAAUUAGCAUGUAAGUGAAAGUAGGUAUAAGUGGGCAUAAAUACAGUUGCCAACAACCCAUAACAUAAGCUGCUACUGCUAACUCUGGGUGCACUGCAAAGGAGUUAGCCCUGCUCAGCAAGGAGCAGUCCCUUUCAAUAAAAGAUUGCUGUCUUAACAGAACCUGAUUGCCCUUGAAUUCUUUUAUGUGUGGAGCCAAAAAUCCUCCCAGGAUAAGCCCUAAUUUGGGGCCUUGCCUGUCUUGAAUCAGUCAUAUUGUUUUCCCUGGGGUGUUAUCAAGGGACAGUACUCUGAACUACUGCAAUUAAAUUUAUAUCAUCAUUCAGUCAUCUCACAACUGGCAAACAUAUGCAAAUAACUGAAUUUUCAAAGAAAUAUUCCUGGCUAGUAGCAUCUCCAAAAACUGAAUUUGGAGAACAGAAUCAGAAAGCGAACUGAUAAAUGAGAGGCAUGCUUUUUAAUCUGGACUUAACAGUAUCCUGAGCAAGAUGACUAAGAUGUUUAUGCAGCAAUCCAGAAUACCCUACCCCCAUCACAGGCAAUAAGUAGCAAGGCUAAAAAUUUUACUUAGUAAAAUUGACUAAAUAUGGAUCCUGAAAAUAUUUAUAAGCAGAUCAGCAAUCCAUGUGAUUUUGUGGAUUAUGGCUGUUGGAAGGAUAAGUACCAAUUCUCCUCUAUGUCACGCAUUGCACCUAGAACAAUUUUGAACAUGAGUGACAAGUCGUUGUUUCUUAGUGAAUAAAAAAAUUAAGGACAGUGAAAUAAGUUUUUUGGAAACUAGCAGGAUAGAGACUCUCACCAACAUAAACAGAGCCAUUCAUUUUACCUAUUUUCUCUUUCAAAUUUUGUAGACUUCCUUUGAGAUUUCUAUAAGUCUCAUCUUGCCUUUUAUGAUGUUAAUCUAAGGCCAUUGACCUUCUUGCUUUAUUUCCCUUCCUUGCUUCUAUUUUCUUCCUAAAUGGCAAUUGGAAUACAUAGGUAGUUGUGGUCAUAUGACAGCAUUCACAAGGUGGGAGGUACCUUAUUCCAACAAUUGGAAAGUGGAGGAGAAUUUUAAUUUCUUCCACAAAUGAAUUUACAUGGGGGCAACAGUUUUCUGAGAAACCCAUUAGCUAUAUUUUUGGUAUAAUAAAAAUAAGCUGCAGUGUCUCUUCACUAUCCUCCAAACCACUACUUAAAAGAGCAACACGGAACUUCUAUUUCUAGUUUGAUUACUGUAAACAUGGAAAUUAUGUAUAAUUUUAGAUAAUUUAGUUAAUAUGACUAUUUAAAUGUAUAUAAAAUUAUCCCUUUUGGCUGAUGGCUGAAUUUUUAGAAAAGAUUUCCUUAAAAGUUGAAAGCUUGGCUGUACUAGCAGAGGUCUCUCUGGAUAUUUUGAAGUCAUAAUGGAGUGUUAUGAGUUAUCUUUGGGAUAAUCCCCUAAGGGUUUUAUAAUCUUAGAUAAACACUGUGGUGAUGUAUUUUCUUCACAAAAGAACAAAGGAAACAUAAACAUAAUGAAUAUUUUUUGUUAAUCCAAUGCCUAUUUCUGUAAAAAUGGAUUCCUUUCCUAUAAAAUCAAUAGAAUAUAGGCUGUAACACAGCAAGCUCAUUUCAUAUGUAUUUCCAAUCUAUUAAGGGAGAGGCUUGUGUCUUUUUUCCCAAGCAAAGCCACAUAACAUUCAAUGAGAGUUCACUUUGGUGAUGUUUAAUGAAAAUCUAGCUCAGGUAGAGACCUCACUGGAAUACUCCAUGAACAGAAAUGUAAUCUGGGCAAAACCCUGCAGCAUUUAUCCUGGAAAAUGUAAUAAAAAAUAAUCAGAAUAUUGUCUCUAUUGCUGAAUCAGUAGCCUGGAAAUCACUGCAGAAGUUUUACCUGUGGGAGGCUAUGGGAACCCUCUUGCGUCAUGUGCUCUCAAAUGUGAAUGAGCAGGCCAAGAACUAAAGAUAUUCAAAAGAUUUUAUAUGUCCAAAUAGGCAGUUCUGGAAAUACCUCAACAUUGUUUGGAUAUUACAUUUGACAUGAAAUAAAAAGGCAUAUGAAAUACUUUG
This is a messenger RNA of Nomascus leucogenys (northern white-cheeked gibbon), 8262 nucleotides long. The record is from RefSeq and is a predicted model, not a curated record. NCBI's taxonomy places the organism in Eukaryota, Metazoa, Chordata, Mammalia, Primates, Hylobatidae.